AUGGCUGCUCCCAAGACACAGGGGGCUGCUACCCAAGGAGAGGAGGAUGGUGAUGGCAGCCGUGGCGGAACUGGGGGUGUCAGUUAUGAGGACAGUAAGGAUUGUAUCCUGGAGCCGCUUUCCCUGCCAGAAAGUCCAGGUGGCACCACCAGUUUAGAAGGUUCUCCAUCUGUGCCUUGUAUUUUCUGUGAAGAACAUUUUCUUAUAGAUGAACAAGACAAACUUCUGAAGCACAUGAUCAUUGAACAUAAGACUGUCAUAGCUGAUGUUAAGUUGGUUGCUGAUUUCCAAAGGUACAUUUCAUAUUGGAGGAAAAGGUUCACUGAACAGCCCAUUACAGAUUUUUGUAGUGUGAUAAGAAUCAAUUCCACAGCUCCAUUUGAAGAACAAGACAAUUAUUUUUUGCUGUGUGAUGUUUUACCAGAAGAUAGAAUACUUAGAGAAGAACUUCAGAAGCAGAGACUGAAAGAAAUUCUGGAACAACAGCAACAAGAACGAAAUGAUAACAAUUUUCAAGGCAGUUGUAUGUUUUGCAAUGAGGAAUUCCUCGGAAACAGAUCUGUUCUUUUGAACCACAUGGCCAGAGAACACACUUUCAACAUUGGGUUGCCAGACAACAUUGUAAACUGCAGUGAAUUUCUGUGUACAAUACAGAAAAAGCUUGACAACUUGCAGUGCUUGUACUGUGAGAAGACCUUCAGGGACAAAACUACACUUAAAGAUCACAUGAGGAAAAAACAGCAUCGUAGGAUCAAUCCUAAGAACAGAGAAUAUGACCGAUUUUAUGUCAUCAAUUAUUUGGAACUUGGAAAAUCCUGGGAAGAAGUUCAACUAGAAGAUGAUCGGGAGUUGCUAGAUCAUCAGGAAGAUGACUGGUCUGAUUGGGAAGAACACCCUCUCUCUGCUGUCUGCCUAUUUUGUGAAAAGCAAGCAGAAACAAUUGAGAAAUUAUGUGUCCACAUGGAGGAAGCACAUGAAUUUGAUCUCCUCAAAAUAAAGUCAGAACUUGGACUGAACUUCUAUCAGCAAGUGAAACUAGUCAAUUUCAUUCGGAGGCAAAUUCACCAAUGUAGAUGUUAUGGCUGCCAUGAGAAGUUCAAGUCCAAAGCAGACUUAAGGACUCACAUGGAAGAAGCUAAACAUACUUCACUGCUUCCUGAAAGACAGACAUGGGACCAACCACAGUAUUAUUUUCCAACCUAUGAAAAUGACACUCUGCUAUGUACCCUGUCUGACAAUGAAAGUGACCUGACAGCUCAGGAACAAAAUGGAAAUAUCGCCAUCAUUAGUGAAGAUACAUCUAAACUGCAUGCUUUGAAACAAAGCAGUAUUUUGAACCAGUUGCUACUACAUGAGUCCUUGAAAAACUAGAAGAAACUGCCACAGAAGCAAUGUUUCACGUUUUCUCCAAUGAGACAGAUGCAAAAGAAUACUUUAAAUUUGAACAUCAGCAAAGGAUUAGUCUUUGGUAAAAUAAACUUUU
Messenger RNA from Lipotes vexillifer (Yangtze River dolphin), 1483 nucleotides. It is a transcript of the gene ZNF277, whose product is annotated as zinc finger protein 277. NCBI's taxonomy places the organism in Eukaryota, Metazoa, Chordata, Mammalia, Artiodactyla, Lipotidae. The transcript has 12 exons. The coding region runs from base 1 to 1371 and encodes 456 amino acids. The record is from RefSeq and is a predicted model, not a curated record.